GUGUUGUUCGCCGCAAACAUCAAAUUUGUCGAUAGGCUUGUAUGCAAAGAAAAAAAAAAACGUACAAGAAGUGCUAUUGAAAAUACACAAAAAUUACUACUAAGAGUUACUGUGAGACUGGAAAGUGUGUGCUGUCUUUGUGCAUAAAAUGGCACAGGUUGCUUUUGUUGAUAGCAUGCUGCGGGAGUAUUUGGUGUUUCGAGGCUAUUCAAACACACUCAAAGCACUCGAUGUGGAGCAACGGAAUGAGAAGGAUCAACAUUUUCGUGCCGAGCGUUUAAUUGAACAUUUCAACACUGCCAUCCAAGCAUCUGAUUUGACAGCUGUUCGCAGUCUGUGGCUGCAUCUGGACAACAAUCUGUUCAGCAAGCUAGAUCACACUUAUGCUGUGGCUGUCAAAAAGCUGGAGAACAGUCUACUCAAAUACUAUUUGGUAACUGCAUAUAGCAAUAACAGGACUGACAAGAUAUCCGAGUUCUUCAAUAAAUUGGCUGCGGAGCUGCAGCAGCAAAGCGAGUGGAAAGAUUGGUUCUUUUUCCCCUUCUGUCGCAACGCGGAGGAAUCCCCCACAUUUACGCUCUUCUUUACCAAGCCGUGGCAGGAUACGCUGCUUCUAUCCCUGCGCAAUUUCCUGACCACAGUCUACCAAUGCCUGCCACAGCCCAGUUUUGUGCGCGCCGAGCAAGAGGCGGCGCACAUGCAGCGUCUGCAGGACGACAACACACGACUCCGUGCGCGACUGUUGCAGCUGCAACAGGAGCAACAACAACAGCAGGUGAGCAGCUCAUCGCAGAAUCUCAGCGGCGAGACAAGCAGCGCUCGACGUCGCAGCUCGUAUCAUCGACAGCAGCAGAGUCUGAGCGACAUUUUGCCCUUUGACAUUAGUCCACCGGGUCACAUUGUGGAUGACUUUUGUAUUAUUGCCUCCGAGGCGAACAGCGUAGCGCAAGCGAGCGAUGCUCAGGCACGUGGCCUCAAAUUACUCAUACGCAACAUUGGCUCUGGCAGCUCUCCUGUGCUGGCACGCAAGGAUAACAAUGGCGGCGGCGACAAAUCGUCGAGCAAACGUCGCUCCGGCAGCGUGGGACGCAGUUGGAUAUAAAAAGAAGACCAAGUCUGUUUUUGGGAAAUAGUUCUUUUAGUUUUUAUUUAUUUGCGCUUCCUCUUAAAAGCAAAAAGACGUACAAAAUAAAAUAAAAGAGCAAAAUGCGUGUAAGGGUAUUAUUUAAUUGCAAUAAAUAACGUAAAAUUACAAAAUAAAUAUGUUGUUGUAUGUUGACGAUUCGUGUAUAAAAUAGUAUCUCUAGAGCUCUCUCCACUUUUCGGUCUAUACAAAAUACAAGCGGCACACAAUUUAAAAAAAAAUACACAAUUUAUUGUAUAUUUCAUUAGGUAUAUAAUUGUAAUUGUAUAAUUGCAUUCCAUAUAUACUAUAUAUAGUAUAUAGCAUGUGUAUAAUUACGAUUUUUGCAUAAAGUAGCUUCGAUUUUGACUUGGCAUUCAAU
Drosophila nasuta is the source of this 1505-nucleotide messenger RNA. Its product is annotated as WD repeat-containing protein 91. Gene Ontology annotation, biological process: early endosome to late endosome transport; negative regulation of phosphatidylinositol 3-kinase/protein kinase B signal transduction. The record is from RefSeq and is a predicted model, not a curated record. Gene Ontology annotation, cellular component: early endosome membrane; late endosome membrane. The transcript has 3 exons. Gene Ontology annotation, molecular function: phosphatidylinositol 3-kinase inhibitor activity. The coding region runs from base 149 to 1102 and encodes 317 amino acids. Lineage: Eukaryota; Metazoa; Arthropoda; Insecta; Diptera; Drosophilidae.